Molecule: messenger RNA, 1653 nt
Organism: Metarhizium brunneum ARSEF 3297
Lineage: Eukaryota; Fungi; Ascomycota; Sordariomycetes; Hypocreales; Clavicipitaceae
Source: RefSeq, a predicted model, not a curated record
AUGGCGGACACAUCAGGCUCGCAGUCACAGAGUACUGACCCAGCAGCACAAUUGGUGAGUGCCGCAUUUGUGGAUGAGACUCUUUCUUGCAUACAGCGAACUGACUGGAAUUUUCCUCUCAAACAGCCAACCUUUGCCGCAGCACCGCCAACCUCUGCCCCUUCCAAUGUCGUUCCUCAACUAUCAUCUCCCGCUCCAAUCCUCAGACCGGCCAUUCCCGGCGGCCGCUCUGGUGGCCGUCCCCCGAGGCUUGGUAUUUCUAUUCCGGCGUCUCCAAGUGUGAAACCGGUCGGCAGCCAACAACAAGUUCAGUCUACCCCGUCAAGGCCGCCGCUUCCAACUUUACACCUGGCCACUCCUAUGGGCACGCGAGCCACGCCGUAUGAGCAGCCUCCCGGAUCACAGGGAAUCCAACCCGGCCAGUCUGCCGACGGCGGCAGCGAAAGUAGCGCAGCCCACUCGAGGUCCGGUAGUUUUGGGCCUUUAGACGGCAGGGCAAGCAAUCCUACUUCGGCAGGAUCUCAAUUUUCUGCCCUUUCGUUUGCCUCACAGUAUAUUAUUCCGGUAACAAGAACUCAAGGUACUCCAGAUCCGGUAUCAGCUGUGGGAUCCAUGUAUUCUGAAAGAAGCGAAGGCGGCGUUUCCAUGGAAAGAGAUGGCAGUCAUCAAGACUCCGCUACCUUUGCUGGCUGGACUCUGGAGAAGCUCAAAGAAGCCGAUGUUGAGGAUCUUGAUGAUGAAGGCUGGAGAAUUGCAAGCAUGAAUAAUUUCAUUGAGGAGCUCGGUCAUCUGGGUGAAGGUGCCGGGGGUGCUGUUACCAGGUGUAGACUGAAAGAACGCAAGACUGUGUUUGCGCUGAAAAUUAUUACUACCAACCCGGAUCCUGAUGUUAAGAAACAGAUUGUACGAGAGUUGGGCUUCAACAAAGAAUGCGCGUCAGAGCACAUCUGUCGUUACUACGGUGCUUUUGUCGACCCGUCCACCGCCACCAUCUCCAUUGCUAUGGAGUUCUGUGAAGGCGGGUCACUGGACAGCAUCUAUAAAGAGGUCAAGCUACAAGAUGGUCGAACAGGAGAGAAGGUUCUGGGAAAGAUCGCCGAGGGCGUAUUGCGCGGACUCACUUACCUCCACACUCGACGGAUCAUCCACCGAGACAUUAAACCAUCGAAUAUCCUCCUGUGUCGAGAUGGAGCCGUGAAGCUGUGUGACUUUGGGGUUUCUGGCGACUUUGGAACUAAGGGAGAGGCCAACACAUUCAUCGGCACCAGUUAUUACAUGGCACCCGAACGAAUCACUGGCCAAUCAUACACAAUUACAUCUGACGUGUGGUCCACGGGUGUAACAUUACUGGAAGUUGCUCAAAAUCGCUUCCCAUUCCCUGCCGAUGGGACCGAGAUGCAACCAAGAGCAGGUUUGAUCGACUUGCUAACUUACAUUGUUCGGCAGCCGGUGCCGACGCUCAAGGAUGAGCCUGAUGUAAACGUGUACUGGAGCGACAACUUCAAAUAUUUCAUCGAGUGCUGCCUAGAGAAGCGACCCGAUCGCCGAGCCAGUCCAUGGAAGAUGCUUGAGCACCCCUGGAUGCUUGACAUGCGCCCCAAGCGAGUUAACAUGGUUAAAUAUCUUUCCUCCGUGUGGAAAUGGGAAAAGUAA